Fraxinus pennsylvanica is the source of this 1302-nucleotide messenger RNA. NCBI's taxonomy places the organism in Eukaryota, Viridiplantae, Streptophyta, Magnoliopsida, Lamiales, Oleaceae. The record is from the annotation of a GenBank genome assembly.
AUGACAUCGGAGAGAGUUAAUUCAUUGGCCUCCUUGGCGACGAUUGGUGAAGGUAGAGUGAGCAAUUACUCACUGGGCAGUUCAAGAAUCAGGUCUCCAGACAAUGUUGAUGUGCAUUAUGAUAGUGGACUUGAUGGUGCGGGUUUAAAGUCUGCAUGGUCUUUUCAAAGAGUGCCUCUUGCUUCUUUUUCGAAACCUGCUCCUUCAAAAUGGGAAGAUGCACAGAAGUGGAUAGCAAGCCCUGAGUCUAAUAUAUCAAAGACCGAGCCAGUUGGUCAAGGCGUUGGAUCACGAAAGCCAGUUCAUUAUGGACUCGGUAAUCAACCGUCCAUUAAGGAGGUUGUUGAAGUGCCUGAUCAGAGAUUAUUUACUGAUGGGGAGCCGGGUACUAAAGGUAUUGACUGGAGUCAUGCUACUAAAGAGAAUGGGGGGCUGAAGUCUGUUAGUUGGGAGGCUGACGCAUAUGCAAGUGAAUCAUUUAGCAAGCCAGUGCUUGUGAUUGAAAAUCGUGUAAAAGAAUCAAUUAACCUGAACUGUCAUGAUUCAUCUGUUUCUAUCCAUGGUGCAACUGCAUUUAUUCCGCCACCAACUGCUAGAUCCGUAUCAAUGAGAGAUAUGGGCACAGAAAUGACUCCACUUGCUAGCCAAGAACCUUCCAGAACUGGAACACCUGUGAGGGCAACAACUCCUACACGAAGCCCAACUCCUUCUUGGCCAUCAUCCCCUGGAACAGCUUCAAGUGUUGUCUCUCCUAUUGGUCCUCAAACUGAUCCAUUGGGUUCUAACGGACAAGAGUUGUCUGAAAAGGAGCUACAAAUGAAAACUCGAAGGGAAAUUAUGAAUCUUGGGACUCAAUUGGGUAAGGUGAAUAUUGCUGCAUGGGCUGAGAAAGAAAACAAAGAUAAGGAUGUUUCUAGUUCACGGAAUGCUUUACAAAGAGAAAAACCAGCUUCAAGUGUCAUUGAAACUCGUGCUGAAGCUUGGGAAGAAGCUGAGAAAGCCAAGUAUAUGGCCAGGUUCAAUCGUGAAGAAAUCAAUAUACAGGCAUGGGAAGAUCAUCAGAAGGCAAAGACAGAAGCUGAGAUGAGGCAAAUUGAGGUGGAGGUGGAAAGAAUGAGAGCAAAAGCACAAGACAAAUUGAUGAACAAACUGGCAGCUGUACAUCGUAAAGCUGAAGAGAAGCUGGCAGCAGCAGAGGCGAAGAGAAACUGUCAUGCUGCAAAAACAGAACAGAAGGCAGAUUAUAUUCGCAAAACUGGUCGCUUUCCUUCUUCAUUCUCAUGCUGCUGUUGGUGCUUCUGA